Molecule: messenger RNA, 675 nt
Organism: Botrytis deweyae
Lineage: Eukaryota; Fungi; Ascomycota; Leotiomycetes; Helotiales; Sclerotiniaceae
Exons: 2
Coding region: 1-675 (224 amino acids)
Source: RefSeq, a predicted model, not a curated record
AUGGCCCAAGCUUCUUUCACCUUGGUUGCAAAUUGCAUGUGGUGUGGAAGGCUACCACCACAAAUUUCAAUCAUUCACUUCAUCCUUUUGAAGAUUCCAAGAGGAAAUGGAUGGUGUAGUAUUCCACUCGAUAUAGUACCUGUGUUACUCGAGUACUUAUUGUUCUCUACCUUCUUCUUCUCUUCGUUUGGUUCAGCAAGGUUGAAUCUGAAGGAUCCACACGUGAAAAAGAAAAGUUCUUAUAUGGGUGAUAAAAGAAUUCCAUUUUUGGAAAAAGAAAUACAAGAUCUAUUCGUUUCUGUUGCUGGAUGCCAUCGACCAAAUCUUGAAUCGUCUCAAAGUACUCGUUCCCCAUACGUACAGACACGACAACAGAAAGAGAAAAAUCGUCGAUCUUUAGAAGGUAUACUACCUCCACCAGCACCUCUUCCAUUACCUCAUCCUGAGACAUCAUUUUGUCACUCAAAUUCUGGAAGACGUCUCCAGGUGAUUAUCAGACAAGGACCUGGUGUUGUCUUGAGCAGCGCAGUUCAUUUUGAAAUUGGUGCCAGAGAGAGACCAAUAUCACCUCCAUUAAAAACGCGACUGGCACGAACUCUAGUUCAAGAAUUCUCCGGUCUGUUGGUGCUUUCAAAGAAGUCAAACAGGCCUCUUGACAUAGAAUUCAAUCAGUGA